CACCAGCACUCGCACGCCAUGCAUCUGACCGAUUCUCCUCGGUCAUUGUAACAAUAUAUGUAUGCUGCUCGUAAUACCUUCUUAAUAUGUAACAAAGUAACAACUAACACCGCUGACCGCUGCAACAUUAAUAACAAAUCCUUUAACUAAAAGCUACAAACACUGGUCGGUACACAGCUCACUUGUUACGACAUUGUUGUGAUGUUUAAAAGCAAACGUUAUUGACGUUGUCACGUGGAAAGCGCUCACAAUGGAUUUAUUUACACUAUUGUAAAAUAAUUUAUUAAAGGUUAAUACAAUUUUUACUUGCAAUACAAUAAAUUUGAAAUUGCAAUGGAUAAGAAACGGUCAACUUAUACAUCAAGCAAGGGAAAGGUUAUGGAUGACAUUAAAAAAACAGAACACUCGAAAAAAGCAAAAGGAGAUUGUGAUGAUUCAAAGAGUAGCUCCCACACAAAAUAUUUUCAAAGGCUGAAAUAUACAACAGAAUAUAAAAGAAUUACUAGAGACGAAUACUUAGGAUUUUCCGAAUCAAUAUCGGGUUCUUCUGAUAGUUUCGGCUGCUUACAUGGACCCGAAGGCAAGCUAUAUUCAACGGAGGCAAAACUUAAAAGAAAUUUCCUAAAAGAACUCGAUCCUGUACCGGUCGCCCGUGCCUGGACGGACAGAUGUCCUCCAGCUCUAGGAUGGGAGAUAGUGGAAACUUUAGAGUUCCUUGUAAGUGAUCCCGUGGGAUGCGACUAUGUAGACAGAUUGGAAAUUCAUCUCCGAGAUUUUGCAAGGACUGCUCGUUCAGGUUAUAAAAUAGACAUAUUGAAUAGCUUUUGUGUCAUAAUGGAUUUCCUCGUGGAAAACUUAAAUCAGAAACCUUGUUUGAGAGAAGGUACGAUACUUCUAAUGAAAAAUAUGGACAAGCCGAUUUUGUUAAGAGUUGCAUCAGAUGUCAUAAAUCAAUUUGAAAAACUCCGGCAUUAUAUCGGCUUUCUAGGGUAUCUCAUGGUCCGUGUGGAAGACGAGGACAUGUUCGAGCUGGUAUCACGGGGGUUACUGUAUCAGCUGUCAGCUCGAGACAGACAGACGAGAGGAGCACACGGUGAGAGCGUUGUCUCUCUGCGGCACGCCCUCCUCGCGGCCGCGUCUCCUGCUCUGUACCGUGUCAUAGUCUCCAUGCUGGCCGUGGCGUCCCCGCGCAGGUUUCCAGCAUUCCUCCAGGCAGCGUUGAUACUCGCCAGUGCCUCGUCACAGAACUGUAUCGAGAUGAUCAAAGAGAAUAUAAUUGAAAAUAUAUUUUACCGUUUUAAUCCAUUUUACCCAGAACGUCUACCAGACCACGAAAGUAAUCCCGUCGAUCCUCAAGAUCGGAACAUAAAACUCGGUGACAGUACUAUCCACAUGUCAAGUACUCUAUCUCUUUUACUUAUUCUCUUGAAAAACUUAAAGAGUUUCUUGGACGAAAAUGAAAAUGAGCGAAGAAAGCUGCCUUGUCCAGAUUUUUAUUCGCAGAGGUGCUUUAUUUGGGCGUUCCGCUAUGAGUGCCGGGCUCGUGAACACGGCCACGAGCGCCUCACAUUGACGGCUAUAGCGUAUGCCUUACUGCACUGCUACUUGGGAAGACUCGAUGCUUUCUCAACGCUCUUGAUGUCAGAUAUUAUGACUCUGUCCGUGCUAACCGAGAUUCCUGCCAAAGCCAAUUGGACUCGCACAGUGAACUUCAACACGGCCCAAUUAGACGUUCAGUUUAAGAAAAUUUUAAUAAGCCUGUCCGUUGCUCUCCUUAAAGUCUUCCCUUAUAACAGAUUUAUGGUUGAAUCUCAACACUGGCUCUUGGGUUUGAUGUUUUUGUUAGACCCUGGACUGUGUCAUCUCAGAGCUCACUGGUCGCCCUCGCUGUUUGCAGAACUUCGAAAAGUAGCCUUACAAGCAUUGGUUUGCACGUUACCGCUUAUGAGAGAUAAUCUUAUUAUCGAGUAUGGAUUAGUUAGGAGAUUGAUGUGGUAUGUGGAGUGGUACUCGGAGAAUCCUUACGAACUGCCGGUGCUAUACUGGUGUAUUCGUCUGCUGCAUGUUUCAGCUCGGAAAGACAGCAUCCAGGAACUGUUUGAUACACAUGGAUUGAUCAUACUUAUACACUUAUGUUCGACGUUGCUGGAGCAGCAAUGUCCACCGGUGGUUCGUUCGCAGGUGGUCCUCGGCCUGGCCGUUCGUUUGUUGUCGUCCGCCGCGUCGUCUCGUCUCCAAGUCCGCUGCUGCGUGUAUCCUCUCAUCAAGUGGCCGGAGUCGGUCCUGCCGCUGGCCACGCAGAUGCUGGACGUAGCUCUGUACGCUCUCAACAAACAACACAUCGUCAGCGAUAGAUGGCUUAUUUCACUAUUAAAUUUUAUUUGGGAAGCCAUUAUUUGGAAGAACGAAUACAGACAAAAAUUCAUCUCGUCUAAUGGCAUAUACAAUCUUUUGGAUUUGAUUACAAUGUGCUCCCCGAGCGUGCAGAGUGUGUCGCUGUCUGUGAUUGUGGACGCGGUACGAGGAGGCAGAGCUGCCGGCUAUCUGGUGACGUGGCGGGCCCCGCUGGCAGCGGCGAAUGCUAAUCCUGUCGUAGUAAAGAGAGGAAGUACAAUCGCCAGCCUCAUAGCAUCCGUGUUUAAAGACAGCUGCUUGAGAAGAGGCAUCUCCCUGGACAAUAAGGGUGUUAUACAAAAUUUAAAUAAUCCACUGAUGGGAAGUGAAGUCUUCACAGAGACAGACGGGCGGUGUUCCGAGAUUGAAGUGGCAGGGUCACGAAUGUCCAAGGCCUUCGCCCUUCUCCAGCUGCUCUCCGAGGAUCUCCAGCACAAGGUUUCCAUAGCUGAUGAAUCAUUUAAUUUAUAUAAAAAUAUUAAACUAUCUCCAGAAGAAGAGACGAUUUUGAUUUUAUGUUCACAUUAUUUGACUCUGAAGUUAAAUGAGACCUGGCUUGAAACAAAGCGAGUAACGGUGACACUACUGCAGCAGGAUGAAGACACAUUAGAUGAAUUUGUUGAGAUCAACGUAGGAUGGGCGAAGGAGAUUAAGCGACAACAAGAAUAUGUUCUAGAAAGACACGAAAAGGAAGAGGAGUGCGAGGAGGACAGUCUGUACUGGUUGCUGGGUCGCGGACGACUGACCGCGGCGCUGGACGCCCUGCAGCUGGUCCGCUGCUCGGCCCGCUCGGCCCGCACGGCCCGCACGGCCUCCGCCCCCCGCCGCGGCCCCGCCGGCCUCCCCGCUAACACUAUCCUCACAUACAAGCCACCGCUCGACGACCAAAACGUGACGGGCCAGUACGUGCACGUGGUCAGCAUCUCUCAGAAGCGGCCCGAGUCCAGGACACCACAACUGUCGCCCCCGCCGCACAUACACCAAUGACCAGUGACAACUCCGCUCUAGCUCUCGCUCCACGUCACGGGAGACGCGUAGGGAUCGUCACAUAGAGUAUAUCAUAUUUAG
This is a messenger RNA of Danaus plexippus (monarch butterfly), 3462 nucleotides long. RefSeq lists its product as uncharacterized. Gene Ontology annotation, cellular component: sperm midpiece; non-motile cilium. Bases 334 to 3381 code for a protein of 1015 amino acids. The record is from RefSeq and is a predicted model, not a curated record. Lineage: Eukaryota; Metazoa; Arthropoda; Insecta; Lepidoptera; Nymphalidae. The transcript is spliced from 20 exons. Gene Ontology annotation, biological process: positive regulation of flagellated sperm motility.